Messenger RNA from Selaginella moellendorffii, 1795 nucleotides. Its product is annotated as ribosome biogenesis regulatory protein homolog. Gene Ontology annotation, cellular component: nucleolus; nucleus; preribosome, large subunit precursor. Lineage: Eukaryota; Viridiplantae; Streptophyta; Lycopodiopsida; Selaginellales; Selaginellaceae. Gene Ontology annotation, molecular function: protein binding. The transcript has 10 exons. The record is from RefSeq and is a predicted model, not a curated record. Gene Ontology annotation, biological process: ribosomal large subunit biogenesis; ribosomal large subunit export from nucleus; ribosome biogenesis. Bases 52 to 1110 code for a protein of 352 amino acids.
GAGAUUUAGGGUUCUUGGAGAUUUUGUUUCUAGGGUUUUAGUUCUUCCGCGAUGGCGGCCGAGGAAGAAGGCGCGGGGAUGGAUUCCCUGUCCGGAUUGCGCAUGGACAUCGGCAAUCUGCUCGUCUUCGACGCUACUGAUCCAGGAAUCGAGGAGGCGUCGACUUCCAGCGAUGAUUAUGACGAGCAAUGCCUCCGAAAGGGCGCUCGAGCCAUUCAAGCGCUGGCAGAGAAGCUGUUUAACAUGCCUUCUGAGGCGGAUAAGUAUGGGCGUCUCGUGAUCUUGCCUCCUCCCACAACAAAGCUUCCUAGAGAAAAACCUCUCCCGAAGCCGCGGCCACCCACGAAAUGGGAGCAAUUCGCACAGAGCAAAGGUAUAAAGAAGAGGAAACGCAGCAAGCUAGAUUUUGAUGAAGACGCUGGGGAAUGGAGAAGGCGGUAUGGUUAUAAAAGAGUUGCAGAUGAGCGAGACAUACCUGUAAUUGAGGCCAAGAGCACUGAUGAACCUGGAGAAGAUCCAUUCUCAAACAUGAAGAAAGAAAAGAAGGCACGCAUUGAAAAGCAAGAGAAGAAUCGUCUCCAGAACUUGAAACACACGCUCAAAGUUGCCGGAAAAUCUGCGCUCCCGAGUACUGUCCAAUUGUCGACGAUGGCUUUGCCUAUAACCGGCUCCGCGCAAGUUCCAAAGAAACUCACGAAAGAUGAACUCGGCGAGAUUGCUGGACACGCAAGUACUGCUACGGCCAGCGUAGGCAAGUUUGAUCGUAAGCUGGAGGGUGAAAAGCCGGCAAAACACGCAGGAAAGCAUCGAAAGUUCCUUCCAGUCGUUGGAUCCUCCAAAGAGGAGAAACAACAGUCCGAUAAGAUUCUGGACAAAGUGCUCUCCCGUCACAAUCAGGAGAUUGUUGAUGUGAACAAGGCUGUUAGCAGCUACAACACAUCGCAGCAGAGCCAACGCGAGCGUCAAAACAUCGCUAAUGGUGGCCACAGUAAAAAGAAAUUCGGGCGUGGCGGCGGUACAAAGGGGCCAUCCAGGGAUAAAAACAAGCUGGCCGGAAGAAACAAAACCUCUAAAGGCUCCAAGUUCGCCAGAGGUAAAGAUGCCAAAUAGGACUGAGGACGGAUGCGCUGGACUCUAUCGCCAAAGUAUCGACAGGAUCACCGUGAAAGAGCCUGGCAACAGUCGCGGCCACCAUGUAUCCAGCUCCUCCGAAAACGUCUAGUGAGUGGUGGAAAUAGACAGGAUGGUUUUUGAUCCUCCACUGCCUGGAAUCACCUUUGGAAACUUGCAGAUUAACAGAUCAGCUUCUCUCCGAUAGAUAAGGUCCCGGACAAAGUUAUCUCCCAUGACGUUGCAAGCUAGAGUGGAUUCGAUUUCUCCCACUGCCGUGCCUUGCGUGGCCUGGUAAAAUUCCUUUCUCGUGACACGCUUGGCUUUUGUAUAGGCUGAAGCAUCGCUCGCUAGUGAAAAAAAGAAUUGCGCGUGGAUGAGUGAUCAUCCAGGGACAAAAACAAGUUGGCCGGAAGAAACAUGUCCACUAGCCAGAGCUGUAUGGAUAGAGCUUUCCGCGACACUGACGUGUUUCAUCAGGCAGUGUGUCAGAUAUCUCUGGAAUCAUGCAGCGUGAUGAUGCAGGCGAGGAAGGACGUUUUGUACUGGUUGUUGCUUGAUCCCGCCACCUUUUAUUCUCGAGAGAUUCUUCCCUUGGAAGGAAAAUAUCAAUUUGUUAGACAAGUUUUGGGAAGAAAUGGAAGAGAGAGCGAUUUUCCAGUGGUCAAGCCAACUGAAAGCAAAA